AUGCUCAGGGUGCCACAGAUGCAACUUCGGAAGCCAUCCCAAAACCUGUUCUCUGAGGCCUUGCAGUGCGAGAAAACCAAGGAUGCCGAACAGAGAUGCACGAAGCUGCAGGAGGACUUUGACCUCAAGGUGAAGACCCUUUUGGAGGAGGGUCAUGCGCGAGAGCUUUCUGCCGCGAGUGCAGAGCAGAAGCUACAGGGCCAGUGUGACGAGUUGCAGGGCCAAGUGCGAGACCUGUCGGGUGAGCUGCAGAGGGUGACACAAAAGCUCAGCUCUUCCGAAGCUGAUCUCAAACGUCGAGCUUCGGACUUUGAGUCGGAGCGGCAGAGCUUCGCUGAGGAGAAAGUGGGUUGGGAGAGCAGGUACGCGUCUCUUCUUCGUCAGUGUGAAGCUCUCACUACGGAGCGCAGCCAGCUGACGUCAGACAUCGAGGAGCUUACGGAGCAUGCCAGCUCCUUGCGUGAUGAGGCGCAGCUACAGCGACAGGAGAUGGAGGAGGCCUACGAGAGCGUGACCUCUGUCCUGGAGCGAGAGAGGGAGGACGCGAAGAAGGAGGCCGAAAGCUCCAAGAGCCAGAUCCAGCAGCUCCUGGCGGACCAUGAGGUCCUCUUGCAGGAGAAGCAACAACUAAGUGCGACCUUUGAGAAAAUGAAGAUGGACAUGGAGCAGGCAACAAAACGUCUGCAGGAGGAGCACGCGAGAGCUGUGACGGGGCUUGGGCAGCAGCACCAGCAGGAGGUGGAGGCCAUCAGAGCCGAGAUGGCCAGGAGGACGGAUGAGCUUCAGACGGAGCAAGAGAAGCUGCGCGAGAGCGAGGGUAAGCUGUUGCAGCAGCAGAAGGAUCUGUCCGUGAAGUACUCCCAGCUGGAGGCACAGCACGAGCAAAUGCAGCAGGAGGCCAGCAGCAAUCUCCAGGCUCGGGAUGCGGCUUUGGAGAGAACAGUCCAGACUGCCCGGGAUCAGCAAGUUGAGCUUGAGCGGAAGCUGGAGCGCAGUCGCGCGGACUUCGAGGCCUACGAGGGACAGCUGAUGCAGCUGCAGCAGGAACACGGCAGCUUGCGGCAGCAGCAUACAGAACUACAACAAGGCCACGACUCCUUGCAAGCGGAGCACAAGCAACUGCAGACCGACCAUGCAGGUGUCGUCCAGGCACGGGAGCAGCUGAAUAGCGACGUUGAAAGCCUCCGGCGGGAGAUGCUGCAGAAGCUGCAAGAAAGGGACGAGCACAUCUCCACCACCAUCAUGGACCUCAGGGCGGAUGCAGACAAAAGGCUCGCGGCCAAGCAGGGCGAGCUCGAUCGCUUGGUGGCAGACUUCGAGCAGGAGCGACAAACCCUGCAAGCCGACAUCUCGGAUGCGAAGGCCGCCCUGUCCCAGCAGCGGACCGAGAUCGAGGAGCGAGACCGACGCGCAGCCAUGCAAGCGGACGAACAUCACAAGCGCUUGAGCGACGAGCGGGAAGGCGCCGAUCAAGAGAGGCAGCUUCUUCAGCGCCAGCUGGAGCAUCUGAGGACUCAGAUGGACGAGGCCCUGAAGCAGAAGGAGCAGGAGCACAGCUCUUCGACCUCCAACCUCCAGCGCCAGCGUCAGGAGGAGUUGGAGCAAGUCCAAGCUGAGCGUGAUCGGGCGCAGCACUUGGCGCAGGAGAAGCAGACGGAGCUUCUGCGCCAAGGUGAAAGUUUCGAGGCCCGCAUCCGGCAGCUGCAGGAGAGCCACAGCCGGCUCGCAAGCGAGCGCGAAGCCCUGGGCCGCGACUUCGACGGCUUCCGAGCUGAGGCUGCGGAGAAGCUUCGGGUACGUGAGGAGGAGUUGGCCAAGCAGCUGAAGGAGAGGGAGACUGAGCAGUCUGCUCAGGCCACGGACUUUGCUGCCCAGCAGGCGAAGCUUGAGCAGCAGCACGCUGACUUGCAGCAGCGCCACGAGAAGUUGACUGGCGAGCAUUCCGUCGCCCUGGAGCAAAAGACGCGCCUGCAGCAGGAGUUCGAAAGCUUUCGCGACGAGUCAUCGCGGAAGCUGCAAGCAAGCCAAGAGCAGCUGCUGAAGACGGCCUCUGAGUUGCAGGAUGAGAUGUCGCAGCAGCAGAAGGCGCAGCAAGCCGAGCAAGCUCGAGAACGAGAGCAAUGGACUGCGGAUCAGGACAAACUGCGGCAAAGCCUGGCUGAGGAGUCUGAGCGCAAGCUGCAGCUGGAGAAAAACAACGCAGAGCUCGAACAGAGGAUCGCCGACCUCGGCCGUGACAAGGCAAAGCUGAGCUCCGAAAUCGAGGAUGUUCUGAACAAAUCCUCUGAACUCCGGGUCGGCGCUGAGCAGCGCCAUGAGCAGAUGGCAGAAGCUCACCGAGGCGUUGUCACCGGGCUGCAGAACGACCUGGAGCUCGAGCGGCAGCAGCGCUUAAAGGUCGAAGAAGAAAGGGCAGCCUUGGAGGAGGCUUUGCGAGCCCAGAGGGACAAAGUGGCGUUCCUCGAGGAGGAGUUGGAGCGGACGACUGCCGAGUUCAGUGAAGCCAAGGAGAUGCGUCGACAGGAGCUUUCCGAUCGAGCCGUCGAGGUCUCUGCCCAUGCUGCUCAAAUGGAGGACCUUCGGCAACGCAACGCUGAGCUGGAGGCAGAUCGUGCCCGACUGGCAGAGGAGAGCCAGCGACAGCGGACAGAGCUGCAGCAAGGCCGCGAAGGCUCUGCAAAGGAGAUGUCGGUCAAGGAUGCGGAACUGUCGACGCUCCGAGACGAGGUGAGACGCUUAGAGGCGCGUGGCGACGAGCUGGCGCGGCAGGUGGAAGCCCAGGCUUCCGAGAUUUCGCAAGUUUCGGGACAGCUGCACGAGCGUACACAGGAGCUCGCAGAUACGUCCAUCCAGCUCGCCGAUCGGACGGCCGAGUCUCGUGCGCAAGCCGCGGGCCUCGAGGAUCUGCAGCAGAGGCACACCAAGCUCGAGGCCGUCCAUUCUGAGCUGGUGGAGGAGAGCCAGAAGCUGCGCCUCGAGCUGGAGCAAGGACGGGAGAGGACCAACGAAGAGCUGGCUGCAAAAGAUGCGCAGAUUGCCUUCCUGCGGACAGAGGCCAGCCAGAGCCAAGAGUCUGCGCAAGCCCAGCUUGGCGAUCAGGAAAGGCAGCUCCAGGCGGCACGUGAGCAAGCAGAAGCCGACCGAGCCAUACUGCAAAAUGAGAAGUCGAUGCUCCAGGAGGCGCGCGACCGAGCAGAGGCAGCUGGAGCCGCACUUCAAAGGGAGAAGUCGAUGCUCCAGGAGCUGCUGGACCAGAAAACGGCCUCAUCGGCUGCCGACGCGGAGAGACUCGAGGCCGACAAGGCGCAGCUCUCUUCUCUGCUGGAGGACGUUCAAGCCGAAUGCGACCGAAAGUUGGAAGAGGAUUACUUGAUCCAUGCAGGCUCGACGAAUUCGGGUAUCGAGCGCCGUUUGCGGGGCAAAUGUCCCCAUGCCUACGUUUACCAGAUGUUCUUAGCCGGAAGACGGCUCCGAAGCGGGGUGCAGGAACCAGAAGCUGUAAUCGGAAGUAGCUAUGGUGAUGACAACAAAGGAUCAGGAAACAAUGGCAUGGGCGUGGCCUUGGUGGUGGUCUUGCUCUUUGUAGUUCUGGUGAUGCUCGUGCUCUCUAUGGCUGACCCUGAUGUCGUUUUCAACUGCGAGAGUCGCAGCCUGCUCCCUCUCACUCUGAAAGUCCUGCUGAAGCUGUUCCAGGGGCUGGCACCACCCGCAUUGCUUAGCAAGUCCGACGACGACAUCCGCGAAAAGGAGGAGGACGAAGACAUGGUCGACGACGCCUGCAUCGCCUCCCUCCGCGGCGAGCUUAGCAGCCAGGCGGAAGCAGCGGAGAAGGCUGGCCCCAUGGGAGGGAAAGUGCCGCAGGAGAAGGCGCUGCUGCAGGGCAAGCUCGCAGACCUGGAGGUCGCUUACGAGCAGAAGCUGAGCACCCAGGAGGAGAAGUUCACCGAGUUCAAGCAGGAGAGCCCCAAAUGUCUCGUCACCAAGGAGAAGGAGGCACAGAGAGCCAAAAUCCGAGAGCCUCGUGCUCUUGCGGGAAUCUCCUGA
Symbiodinium sp. CCMP2456 is the source of this 4044-nucleotide messenger RNA. Lineage: Eukaryota; Dinophyceae; Suessiales; Symbiodiniaceae. The record is from the annotation of a GenBank genome assembly.